Messenger RNA from Dothidotthia symphoricarpi CBS 119687, 820 nucleotides. RefSeq names its product thioredoxin-like protein. The coding region runs from base 176 to 646 and encodes 156 amino acids. The record is from RefSeq and is a predicted model, not a curated record. Lineage: Eukaryota; Fungi; Ascomycota; Dothideomycetes; Pleosporales; Dothidotthiaceae. The transcript has a single exon.
UGACGAAAGAACUCUUAAGGACAAAUAACUGAAGCAAGAGAAUGUUCUAAACGUCUAAAAGAUACAUAUCACAGCUGAAAUAGACCCAUAUCCCUUGAAAUCUAAAGUUCAACCUAGAUCCAGCUCUCUUCCUUCCACCAGGACAACUAACACCACUACAUCUUCCACCUGCAAGAUGGUUACUGAAAUCUCCGCCCCCCUCCAUUUCCGCACUCUCCUAAACUCGCAUACCUACCUAGUUGCCGACUUCUACGCAACAUGGUGUCCGCCCUGCAAGACGAUUGCGCCCAUUUACAGUCAGCUUUCCACGACGCACUCCACGCCCGGAAAGAUUGCAUUCGUCAAAGUCAACGUAGAUGAACAGAGAGAAAUCGCUGCGCAACAAGGAGUUACUGCUAUGCCGACGUUUAUGGUAUUCAAAAACGGGACAAAGGUGGAUGAGUUGGAGAUCAAAGGAGCGGAUGUGAGGGGGUUGAAGGGUGUUGUCGAGAAGAUUGUUGGGGAGGUGGGGAGGACAACAGCACCGACAAUGCCAGCGAGUGGGGCAAAAGCACCCGAGGAAAAGAAGACGAAUGGCGAAGAGAAAACGAUUAGUGGGAGUUAUGGGAUGACGGGUGGCAAUAGUUGGAAGAUGUCGCUGCACUAGGAAGUGGAGUUUAAAGAUUAUGUGACUUGGGCGUAUGCUCUUUGAGCUAUUCACAUGUUCACGUAUUGGAGCUUUGUCUUUACUUUGUUUUGCCCUCAAAGGUUCCAAGAAAUGUAGUAGACUCCUGGGCGCCUGGCUAUCCAUGCAUGCAUUUCAUCGUGAAGCGUUAUAACA